AUGAGCCUCAAAAUACUACAAAUUAAUGUUGGGAGAUCUGAAAGCUCCCACGACCCCGCCCUUGCGACCGCCGAACAACGGGACGUACAUUUGGUACUCUUGCAGGAACCAAAUAAGGCAUAUGCGACGAGACAAAACCUCAUCACCGACGACAACCAGGAUACCGCCAUAUUUUGUAGAAAUAAAGACGCAGGCGUGGAGUCCCAUGAUGUAGGAAGAGGGUAUGCGGUAGUGCAUUUCCGCAGCUUCGCCCUUUAUAAUUGUUACGUCUCACCAAACAGUACAUUACGAGACUUCGAGAGGAUAAUUGAUACCAUCAUGAACAGUAUAAGAACUGACAAAAAAGCGGCAGUAGUGGUAGGAGAUCUAAACGCAAAAUCCUACUUGUGGGGUUAUGCGGUAGAGGAUGGAAGGGGAGAAUAUAUAGCGGACUGGUUAAAUGCCCUAGAUAUGGCCUUCGGGAACAGUGGAAACUCUCCCACCUUUGUUAGAGGAAACAGCGAAUCCAUUAUGGACAUAACUUUUGCAACAUCCACUAUAUUUGAGAAAUUAGUGAACUGGGAAGUAUUGCAACAAGAGUCUUUGAGUCACCAUCGAUAUAUCUAUUUUGAAAUAGAGGACGAAAGGAGAGCACCUCGUAAAACAAGGCCAUGCAAACCAAAAAUCAAUAAAGAAAUCUUCAAGUCAGUCAUCGAAAUCCUGGAACCCAAUAUCGGGCACUCGAAUACUAAGUUAAUUCAGAUUAUAAUGAAGGCGAAAAAGGCAAGUCAAUAA
Molecule: messenger RNA, 774 nt
Organism: Leptinotarsa decemlineata (Colorado potato beetle)
Lineage: Eukaryota; Metazoa; Arthropoda; Insecta; Coleoptera; Chrysomelidae
Source: RefSeq, a predicted model, not a curated record